UUAUAGUUCGCAUGACCCCUUAGUUUUCGUGUUUGUUGUUGGAGUGACACUUCACACACGGUCCCUAAGCCGUUGGGCGCUCCCCGUGUGCGCUGGUGCUGAUGCAGACAGACAGAAGCAUCUAACCGGACAUAAACCACAGGAGGUGUUUUAAAGUGAUGCUUUGACAGUUUGAAGGGCUUCUUGAGACCUGCGCCACUGCCAUGGCGGUGCGCUCUGACCUGUUGGGUACGGCUCAGCCGGCGUUUGAGUCCUGGCCUGCAGGUGGUGGUAGUCCUUUGGAAGAGCUGGAUGUCAGGAGUUUCCUGGGCUCACUGAUGGAGGAGAACAGCACAGCAGAGAGAUGUUAUCGCUCUCACUCCCGCAGCAGCGUCCUGCAGGGCCUGCCCUUUGGAGGAGUCCCCACUGUCCUCGCCAUCAACGUUGUUCUGUGGCUGUUCCUGCUUCUAAUCUUCUCCUGUUUGAGGAAGGCAGCGUGGGACUACGGCCGCCUGGCUCUUCUUAUGGAAAAUGACAGCUUGACAUCACUAUUCUAUGGAGAACAAAGUGAGAAGGAGAAAACCCCAUCAGAAUCCAGUCCAUCAGACUCUGAGACCAAGGACACGGGCUUCUGUUCCUGGCUCACAUCUUUGUACCACAUGAAGGAUGAGGAGAUCCGCACUAAAUGUGGCAUUGAUGCAGUCACGUACCUGUCUUUCCAGCGCCACAUCAUCCUGCUCAUGAUGGUGGUGUGUUUGCUGUCGCUCACCAUCGUCUUGCCCGUCAACCUCUCCGGGAACCUCCUCGGAGAUAGUCCACAGAAUUUUGGCCGAACAACAGUGGUUAAUGUCCCUGCACAGAACACAUUUCUGUGGUUGCACAGUAUCUUUGCUCUGCUGUAUUUUAUGAUCACUGUAUUGUGCAUGGCCCAUCACUCCUCACAGCUGGAAUACAGAGAGGACGAGAAGGUGGCCAGAACUCUAAUGAUAACGUCAAUUCCCAGAGAAAUCUCUGAUCCCGGCCUGAUCACCAAACACCUGCAUGAAGCCUACCCCAGCUGCACUGUCACAGACAUCCGGUUCUGCUUUGACGUACAAAAACUAAUGAAGCUGGACUCAGAAAGGCGAAAAGCAAUGAAAGGAAGGCUGUACUUCACAACCAAAGCUCAGAAGGAAGGCAGGAUCAUGAUAAAGAUGCACCCCUGUGCACAGAUCUUCUGCUGUGAUAUAUGUGGCUUUGAACAGGUGGAUGCAGAGCAGUACUAUAGUGAGCUGGAGGAGAAACUGACAGAUGAGUUUAAUGCAGAGAAGAACCGUAUCACUAUGAAGAGGCUGGGCAUUGCCUUUGUUACCUUCAGAGAUGAGAGAAUGACUGCAGUUAUUGUGAAAGACUACAGCCGAGCUCGCUGCCGACACAGACCCCAGCAGUCCAGCAUCACCACAGUGGUGCGCUCACAUCAGUGGGGCAUUUCUUAUGCCCCUGCCCCUAAUGACAUCAUCUGGGAGAAUCUGUCAGUGUGCGGUUCUCGUUGGUGGCUCCGCUGUGUCCUGCUCAACAUUAUGCUCUUCCUCUUGCUCUUCUUUCUCACAACCCCUGCUAUCAUCGUAAACACUAUGGACAAGUUCAACGUCACUCGGCCAGUUGAAAGCUUAAGGAACCCAGUAAUUACCCAGUUCUUCCCCACCCUGCUCCUCUGGGCCUUUUCCAUUCUCCUGCCCUUCAUUGUGUACUAUUCAUCUUUCUUUGAGUACCACUGGACCAGGUCUGGUGAGAAUCAGGUCACUAUGCACAAAUGCUUUUUACUGCUUGUCUUCAUGGUAAUCAUUCUACCAUCACUUGGUCUAUCCAGUUUGGAUUUGUUCUUCAGGUGGCUUUUUGACAUUCACUUCCUGGAUGAAACAGAUGUAAAGUUUCAGUGUGUGUUUUUGCCUGAUAACGGAGCUUUUUUUGUGAACUACGUGAUCACGUCCAGUCUGAUCGGAACAGCCAUGGAGCUUCUGCGUAUUCCUGCUCUACUGGUGUACUCUCUUCGCCUUUGCUUCGCCAAAUCUAAAGCUGAGCGCAUCCAUGUUAAAAGAAGUCAGGCCUACGAGUUUCAGUUCGGUCUUGAGUAUGCCUGGACCAUGUGCAUAUUUUCAGUCAGUAUGACCUACAGCAUCACCUGCCCUAUCAUUGUACCUUUUGGGUUGCUUUACCUUGUGCUGAAGCACAUGGUAGAUCGGUAUAAUAUCUACUACGCCUAUAUACCUACAAAGCUCAGCCAGCGGAUCCAUUCGGCCGCCAUCAGUCAAGUGGUGGUGGCACCCAUUCUCUGCAUGUUCUGGUUGCUGUUCUUCUCUGUGCUCAGACUGGGUCCAGUGCAGCCCAUCUCUCUGUUUACCUUCAUAACUCUCCUGUGCUGUAUUGUCUUCUCCUGCUUUGGCUUUUGUCUGAAAAAACUACGACCUGACAGAUCAACAAGCUAUCAGAUGUCCGAUCAGACGACAGAAGGAGGCUUCAGUGAUGCAGAGAGAAGCACUGUUUCUACCACAACCACAGCUAAUCUUUUUAUAGCCUCUGUCCUGCUGGAGCCAGAGCUGGGACUGACUCCCAUGCCCUCUCCAGCCCACCAGAGCUACGGCACCAUGGGGAACAGCCAGAGUUCAGUGCGUGAUGCUGAAGGAGUGGAGGAGAAGGAUCUGGAGGAAACUUUGGAGACUGAACUCAAGGAUGAGCCAGAUCCCAGUUGCCCGAGCCCUCUCAUGGACAGUCCUGUGGGUUUCCAGUGACCAACUUGCCCAUCAUCCCCUCUCCCUAACUAACGCUCAAGCCCCAUGCCUCAUCUUAGCUAGUGGCUGAUAAAGAGGCACUAUGCUGCAAAUUUUUUCCUCUAGAACCUCCAUUUACAAGUAAAAGACAACAAAUUGCAUCCAUCCAAGCAAACCACUUUAAAAGCUUGUUGGGAAUUCACUGACAUGGCGGUUUUAGUUCUGAGGACUUUGAUGAGCUUUCAAAGAAAUAUCUGAAGUGGAUAAAAGCAAAGAUCUGUCAAAGAAAGAGACCAGUCCACUUCUCUUGCUUGGACUAUGCUUUCUACUAUCUUCUAUAUUUUUCUUUUCUCUCUAAUGAUGUUAAUGGGUAUCUGACGGUUUGGUUGACUGAAGCUUGGAACAUUGUAUUUUGACAGAUUUUUUGAUGUACUUUUUUAUGCAUAGUCACAUCAUACAGCUCCAAAGAGUUGAGGCAAAGCUCAAGACAUGCAAAUCUGAUUUGCUUAAUACUCCCUUUGCUGUUGUCGCAGUUUGUGCUUAUUAUUGUUAUUUUUAUUCAGUACUUGUAUUUUAGCAAUGGUAUGUAAUUGUGCAACAUUAUGCUGAGAGGCUGUUUUCAUGUGUUUACUAUUAGUAGAUUAUUAUUACUGUUAUUAACACCCUCAACCUUUUUUGCAGUCAAUCGCUCCCAGUUAUUGUUUGUUUUUCAGUGACAAUAGCAGUUGUGUUGUACAUACACAGUAGUGCAGUCAAUUGGCACUACAGUAGAUUUCAAAGUCAAUGAGGCACUCAUUACAUAAUUUAUUUUUUUCCUCUGAAGUUCAAUCAGUCAUUUGGUCUAUGGAGGAGAUGUGAGAGGACAUUCGAAAGUGAAGCUUUUCACUGACUAAUAUACAGUCUAAAUCCACUUAAUAAAUUGAAAAAAUUUGCAAAAACAAUCAGUUUGUAGGAAAAAAGGUAACAAACAAAAAAAAGAAGAGCUGUUAAAGGAAUUAUUGAAAAGACUUAGGCCCUGUUUACACUAGUGCAUUUUCAUUUUAAAACGCAUAUGUUUUGCUAUGGUUAUGCCUGUCGUUUGCACUACGCCAGCUUUUUCGAAAGUUGAAAACGUAGACUUUCCAAAGUCAAAAACGUACACUUUCGAAAACGCUGCAGACCCCAUUUUAGUUUGUAAAUGCCGGUAUUGAGUUUUAGUAAAACGUUUUUUGAAAAUGAUGGCGACUGUCCACGUUCGCUCUGCAUAUCCUUGAUGACUGUGUAAACAAUAACAUGGAGACUGAACUGCAAUCUUUUCUAGCUUUGUUAUUAUUUUUAGCUGUCUUUGUGCAGUUAAACUCUGAAUUUUUUUAAUACUGCAGCUACCUACAUGCGCAAGAUGCAACUCUUUACACUUGUACGCGCAUGCCCAGUGUGCAUGAACGGUCAUGUGACAUGCGUUUUACGUUCAUGUAGUAUAGACGGAGAUCGUUUCUGAAACGCUGUGGAAACGCCAGUCUAGACGAGAAUCGUUUUCAUUUUGAAACUGCAUUUUAAAACGAAAACGCACUAGUGUAAACAGGGCCUUAAGCUCUCUCGGCAGCAUAAUUUUAACUCCCAAUUUCUACAAUGCACUUAUAAUGAAAGUCUAUAGAGCAUUACAGAGGGUUUAGGCUCUGUGAAGCUUAAAAAUCGCUGAUAUUAGAGCUCCAGACAAAAUAAAAUUAUGAAAGAGCCACUGGGUCCUAAAAUAAAACAUUGUCUUUUUGUCUUUUUUGACUGACAACUUAUGGAAUCGCUAGAUAAAGGUGAUUGUUCAGUCAUUGAGUUCAUAGCUUCAUACUUACCCUUUUAAUAUUGUCACUAAUGCAGUGAGGAAGACAUUAUACAGACUAUAAUCAUUUGUUAUAAACUGAUAUUUUAUAGUUUUAUUUAGUACAAGUUUGUUUCAGUUGUUGUCACUAUGUUUGUGCCAUAAAAACACUCCAAUUAAGCAUACUUAAAAAUGACUCGCGGUUCAGUGAGGGAGUCUGUUGUGAAUUUGGUAGCGGCCUUGAACAAUUUCCUGACUGAGUCUGACUCGAACAGCGAAAUUGCAAGCUAGUUCGUGGCUUUCUCAUGAUUAUUUUAUCCAAAAUAACCGGUUCACAAGAGUCGAUCAGACGCCGCGCGUUCUGACAUUGGCGCGCGUUCCAUCGAAGCCGCAUUUAAGCAGGAAAAAAGCAUCAACGACUUGAUUUUAAAUUAUCGUUGCGCAUUUUAUUCACAGUCUGGAGCUUUGUAUAUUAGUACAAAAUUGUGUUAUUUGAGCUGUAAGUUCGUUUACGUGGUCAAUACAUUUGAAUAUUUGUAAAUUUGCUCAAAAAAGGUAAGCUAUUUUGUCACAAUAAUUUCAUGAUAACAUAUAUUUACAUUUUGUGGCUAUACAUUCGAAACCGUGUGUAUUUAAACAUUUAUUCUGGUGCAAUGCUUAUACCACAGUCUUUUAUUGUAAGUGCAUUGCUGUAAACAAAUCUUUGGUUGUUUUUAAAAACUGACGGAUAAGUUAAAGUUAUAAUUAUCGAUGGAGCUUAACUUGUAUUAAAAUCAGAACAUUCCUUUAACGAUCAUCAAAUAUUUUCAGGGUAAAAUCAUUUAAAGGAAGUGUUAAUACACAAACUGAAAAUGGUAUAUUGGAUAAUCCUGCUACAUAAAUUCUAGAGUCUCCAACUGCAUGUUGUUCUGCUCUGUCACAUGCUCAAACCAGCAUGCAGCUCUCUUUAGAUCCGUCAAGUGUUGCUCUGGCUUCUGUAACACUUUAAUUUUCUUAGUAAAUUUUGUAUUCUUGGUCUUUGCUGCUAGUGGUUCUAGGACUGGAAGGGAAGGGGUGGGUGGAGGGUUUUCUUGCCAAGCUAAAUGUAAAUGAGUUGUGAUUUGUACCGUGCUCUCUUGCUGUGCCUUGAAGAAACAGAUCUUAAGAAAAUAGAAAAAACAAUGUUAUGUCUGACAAUCCAGCAUGACCUGCAAUAUGCUGCAUGGACUACAGAGCAAGAUAAGACAAAGAAGCUAAAUUCUAAAGCGCGUUCCACCAAUGAAUCAAUCGUGAGAGAUUCCUAACAUGUUUAAAACUGACUCAGCCAUGAAACAUACUCUUUGCAAGUAUGCAAAUGAUUCUUGCUAAGUACGUUGAUUUAGAUUUCUGAAAUGUGUCAGACCACUACUGAUAACAACGCUAAAAUCCAUUGCAUUAUUAGCAUUCGAAAUACCUCUAUAAUGGACAAAUAUUGUAAAACAUUUUUUUGUUGCAAAAAAUGUUGCCUUCAUGCCCAUUACUUUGGAGCAGCAGUUUGAAGAGAAUCGUGUUGAGCAAGUUAAAUUUAGUAAACGGUUUACAUGUUCAAUGCUAGCACGCUAAGCAUAUUCAAUAGAGCAAAUGCGCUGACCACAUAUUUACGUCUGCGUACUUGUGUAAAAGUGUGUUUCUGGCCAUACUGUUUAACAGCAACUCAAAACAAUUGCUUCCCAGUCACAUCUAAUUCAUACCAAUUUUCAUUGGUAUCGUCAAUCACAGUAUCUAUAAAAACAGGUAAUAUGCAAACACUCUUACAUCAAUGUCUUCAAUACCUAGGUACCUGACAAACUGCUCUUGUGAGAUACUUUUUGAUUAUUUUUUUUUUUCUUCUGUUUGUAUUCACAAGCUGUUGACGUGUACUACUGUGUUUUCGUUCUUCAGUGUUGGGGGCCGUUUACACGACACCAUUUUCAACUAAAAAUGACAUUUACACGACAACACCGUUUUGGGAGCUUGAAAACGCUGAAAAUGAUACCGUUAUCGUCCUCGUGUAAACUACAAAAACGUGAAUUUGUGAAAAUGGUGACAUCAUGCGCAUGUGUAUUAUGUGUUCAGUCUAUAGGCGUGUAGUGUUUUUUUACAAAGUGACAUCGCCAACUACUGGCCUGGCAGCAUAAUACAGCGUUUUAGUAGUUUUCGCGGAUCCGUGUGAAGGGGUCAUUUUGACAAUGUUGUCACCUGUACGCAAAAAACACAAAGGAAAAACGUUUCAGUUUUUAGUACAUUGUUGUCGUGUAAACGUACCCUCAGUUUACGGAAUGUGGCUUGAGGUGCCAUUGUCAUGUGACGGGGCGCUUAUGACAAAGUAAAUUGCUGCACCAUGUUACAUUGAAGCAGCACAGCUCUUAAGAGUAUAAAACUAAAUUUGCCAAAAAUAA
Ctenopharyngodon idella (grass carp) is the source of this 6914-nucleotide messenger RNA. RefSeq names its product transmembrane protein 63C (gene tmem63c). The transcript is spliced from 23 exons. The record is from RefSeq and is a predicted model, not a curated record. Bases 204 to 2747 code for a protein of 847 amino acids. Gene Ontology annotation, molecular function: calcium-activated cation channel activity. Lineage: Eukaryota; Metazoa; Chordata; Actinopteri; Cypriniformes; Xenocyprididae. Gene Ontology annotation, cellular component: plasma membrane.